AUGACGAGUAAAGAUUCAAACAACUGGUAUCAAAGUCCAUGUGAUUUGUCGAAACUCUGUCGCUGUCCAGAUCUCACUAAGAGUAAACUGAAGCCUUUGGAAGGCGUGGGUAUGAAAUGUCGCAAAAAAGACUUGAGCAGCACGAUAAAAAAGCUCGUGGAACUUGUCUCCGAUCCGGUGACCAGUGUGAACACGUUCAGAAUUUGCCAGCACUUGGACGACUUUGUCAAUCUCAACAACAAUCAGGCAUUCUACCUGAAGGAUCUAGACGACAUAAUGUGCAUUCUCGAGUUCUUGGCACUGCAAGCACGACAUGUUGCAGAGUAUCAAAAAUACCUGGACGAGAUGCUGGAACUAUGUGGAAUGCCUCCGCUGUUGAAGAAAUCAUCGGAUGGACUUUUCUGCGUGGAAGUACUUGAGCACUAUUUCACCUUGUUCGCUUAUCUCCUGGUGAUCCUACCAACGGUUCCCGAGAUUCUGAUGGUUCAUCGAGCGAUUCACCGACUGCUUGACAGGAAAAAAGUGGGCCACAUAGCCGCCGUCAAGUUGGACCACUGUCAUCGCGCAGUCGAAGGAUCUAUUUUACCCGUUAUCAUCACGGCGUUGCUUGAAAUCGCAACUGACGAAAUUCAUCCCAGGAUGUUGGAAACCACCUUGCUGGUUGCUUCCAUCUCGCAUAAAUGCUGCUACAGAAUGAUGGAGGCUGGAGUUUUUGAGCACAUUUUGAUCCGUCUUGAUCGCAAUCAUGCUACCAGACCAAAGCACAAACCGGCACCAGAAAUCCCAGAAAACGAAUUGGGGGCGGAUUGUCAGUCGGAGUUAGUGUUACUGAUAUCAAAUAUCAUUUGGACGCUCUUGGAGUCUAUAAUGUUGCCGGAAACGUUGUCAAAAGAUAUAAAUAUCCUGGUAAAACCGCCGUCCCAAUCCGCAAUGUGGAGUCUUCGUCAUGCGUUUAAACGAGAAGUUCGCUGUGCUGGUCGGAAUCGGAGCAGCGUCACGUUGAGAAAUGACUUGGCAGCUAUAAUGCUAGCAAUCCUUGCCACUCUUCCGGAUUGGAAAUUUGUCCAGUCCGGACUGGCCGAAGACCUCGUGAUCCUCGCUGUAGCGACUGAAUUCGGGACCGAAAACACGUGGGCGAGUGGCGUGAGGUUCGGUAAUUCCAACGAAGAUUUUCGGUUCAAAAAAAUACUGAUAUUGAUCAUGUGUCAUCUGAGUAAAAUAGGAGCUAGUGUGGAGAUCAUGAAACAGAGAAGACUUAUGGCGAGUAUUUUGAGCUUAAUCAAUCCAGACGCCAAAGAAAUGAAUAAAUCGCUAAAUGAAAUGCAGUUCUGGGACUUACACAAGUACGCUUUAUACGCUCUUGCAGUCCUUCUUCCACUGAUACCUGAGAAGUUCAUUGAAUACAGAGGAACUAAUAGGAUACUGAUGAUCCUCGAAUGGAGUAUGUUAAAGCGAUGCGAUUCUCAGCUAAUUUUAAACUGCAUGAAAACGUUGAAUGCCAUUAUCAUGAGCGAGAAAGAAAUUAUUCGCAAAGAUUUUCAAGAUCAGGGUGCAGUUGGAACAGUUUUGAAAGUUAUCCACUUUGUUCUGUCCGUGAACGUUAUCAACUCUGAACAUCAACGUAUAUUAACUCACGCGAUGAUGAUUCUGGAGGCUUUGAUCAAGAACAAUAAGCGUUACCAAAUGAUGUACGGUGAACAAGGGAUUAAAAUGGUACUGAGACUGCUGCAUAGAUGCUUUUACGACAAAACCGAGCUGCACUUUGAGCCAGACAGCAGGUAA
Molecule: messenger RNA, 1782 nt
Organism: Neodiprion fabricii
Lineage: Eukaryota; Metazoa; Arthropoda; Insecta; Hymenoptera; Diprionidae
Product: cilia- and flagella-associated protein 69-like
Exons: 7
Coding region: 1-1782 (593 amino acids)
Biological process (GO): positive regulation of flagellated sperm motility
Cellular component (GO): non-motile cilium; sperm midpiece
Source: RefSeq, a predicted model, not a curated record